AUAAUUUAAAGAGUGUGGCUUAUUUCGCAUUAAGAUAACGCUAUUUACUACAAUAUCUGGGUGUCAAUAGAAUAUUAUACAAAAAAUUGUGUUCAAUGCCAUACAAAUUAAAUUUCCAUUAUUAAAAUUUUUGCGCUAUGUUGGCAAUUCUUACCUUUUAAGAAGUUUUCUAACCUCACUUUUAAUUUGUGUCUCAUUUGUAAACAAAAGGAAUAAUAAUGAGUAACGUUAACAUUGAUAUUGAGCCUCCUCCUAUUCUCCCUGACAUAACUGACGAGUUGAAGGACUAUCUUAUAUGUCCUGAGAGGCUCCCCAUUCACAGAUAUGAGACAAAUCAGGAAUUUUGGCCACGGACACCAGUCCUAGAAGAGCUACUUUUCUUUGAGGAGUCUCCUUUAAGCACGACUUUGAAGGUGCAACGUGACCCUAACACUGGAGAAAUAGUAGAAUUUAAGGAAAUUCCCAUACAGUCUGCUGGUGCAAAUGCUAAAAACUCUAUGUCUUUGAAUAGACAACCUGCGCCCCCUUCAGAAGCGACAAGGGGAAACGCGUCUUUUAUCCCUUUUUGGCCAGCUAGUUUUCCUGAUCCAGUUUCACAGUUACCCAAACAAGAACUUUUAGAUACAGAAUUAUUAACUGUCCCUCCUGGUUUUACACGUGGUAUUGUUUUUGCGAGUGACGGCAGAACAGUGCUAUCGAAAGAAACUCAAACUAAAGAAAAAGAAUCAGUUGAUGUUUCUUCUAAUAUUGUCAAUCUAUUUGAAAUAAUUCAAGAAGAUCAAAACUUUUUUGGAACUCUUGAAAAACCACAUGUUAAAAAGAAUGAAGAUAUUUCCGAACAUAAACAACGCGAAACCCUACCUGAAGAAGAAGAAAUUUUGCCUAAUGACCCCCCUGUUUUGAAAAUCAGCACAGUGCCGCCCCCUACUGAAUUUAAAAGCACGGAAUGGGCUAUUCUUCUUGAUACCUCUAAACCAGUUAAAGAUUUUAAAGAGCGAAUACCAGAAAUGGCUUACGAGUUUCCAUUUGAAUUAGAUACUUUCCAAAAAUUAGCUAUUUUGCAACUGGAGCAACACAAUCACGUUUUCGUUGCUGCUCAUACCUCAGCGGGCAAGACCGUAGUGGCCGAAUAUGCAAUUGCCCUAUCACAAAAACACAUGACUAGGACUAUCUACACAAGCCCAAUUAAGGCAUUGUCUAAUCAAAAAUAUCGCGAUUUUAAAAAAGAAUUUAAAGAUGUUGGUUUGAUUACUGGUGAUUUUCAAAUAAACCAAACCGCCUCAUGUUUAAUUAUGACAACGGAAAUUUUGCGUUCUAUGUUAUACUGUGGAAGCGAUAUUACGCGAGACUUAGAAUACGUAAUUUUUGAUGAGGUUCAUUAUAUUAAUGAUAGGGAAAGGGGCCACGUUUGGGAACAAGUUCUAAUUCUUCUUCCUGCACACGUUUGCGUUGUUUUAUUGAGCGCAACGGUGCCUAAUACCAUUGAAUUUGCCGAUUGGUUAGGCCGAACUCAUCAAAGAAAAGUCUACGUGAUCACAACCUACAAAAGACCAGUGCCUCUGCUUCAUUUCUUGUACACGGGAACUGGGGGCGCUUCUCGGGACAACCGCUAUUUAGUUCUGAAUUCAGAAGGCUGGAAAAUGGGGGGCUAUGCAGCAGCUGUAGCUUCUUUACCUAAAGUCGACACUAAAUCAUCAUAUCCUCAAGCCAAAUCGCAAUAUUAUAAUUUCACGCCUAAGCAGGAAAAAGUGUUGUGGAACGGCUUAGUCGAUCAUUUGAAUCGUAAGAAUUUAUUGCCGAUCGUUGCAUUCACUUUUUCGAGGGCUAAAUGUGAUCAAAAUGCCGAAAAUUUGAUGAGUUUAGACUUGACUACUCAGAAAGAGAAAGCUCAAAUUCAUAUGUUCUUUGAGAAAUGUGUCAGGAGUUUGAAAGAACCGGAUAGGAAUAUUCCGCAGAUUUUGAGGAUGAGGAAUAUUUUACAUAAGGGGAUUGGGGUGCACCACAGUGGAGUUUUGCCGAUUAUUAAGGAGAUUGUUGAAAUGCUUUUCCAAAAGGGGCUGAUUAAGUUACUUUUUGCUACUGAAACCUUUGCAAUGGGUGUCAACAUGCCUGCCCGAACUGUGGUUUUCGAUUCAAUAACAAAACACGACGGUCAAGAACGACGAAACUUGAAACCUGCUGAAUAUAUCCAAAUGGCAGGGCGAGCAGGUCGAAGAGGUCUCGACAGUGAAGGCACUGUUAUAAUUCUCUGUAAAAAUAAAAUCCCUAAAGUCGAAGAACUCCAAGCGAUGAUGAUGGGGACUCCCAAUGUUCUGCAAAGUCAGUUCCGACUGACUUACGGAAUGGUCUUGAGUUUGCUUCGCGUUGAAAGCUUAAGUGUUGAGGGUAUGAUGAGCAGGAGUUUCAGAGAAGCGGAUCAUCAGAAGAAAAUGGUGGACAAACAAAACGAACUAUUGGAUGUUGAGAAAGAAAUUCGCGAUUUGUGUACACAAGAAUUGAGCAGUUAUUUGCAACCGUUGGUAAAGUUUUAUAAUUGCGCUUCGUCUUAUUUAAAUGCACGUCAGAAAUGUUUGGAUAAUGUUAUGUCAUCACCUAAAUUGAUUAAAGUGCUGACGCCCGGAAGAAUCAUUCUAAUAACACACAAAUGGCAUGUAAACAAAUUAGCUUUGUUGUUAUCAGUAGUUCGAGGCAAAAAACUGGCCUAUAAGGUUCUGGUAUUAACCGACUCAAAGUCCGAAGUAAAAGAAGAAAAGAACGAUCUUUGGUAUAAAAUGAUUGGACUGGCCAGUGACAACAUUUUUGUCCCUGGAAGUUCUCCUGGACAUGCAAUUUUGACUAUCCCCGCCGAAGACAUUUUCGAAAUAACUCACAAAACUGUUAAAGUCGACACAGAUUUGGUGAUUAAGGAUUGGGAAAAGCGACAAAUCGAGCGAUUUCGGAAUGAUCCAGUUGGACAAACUUGCCAACAAGCCAUUCAGGAGUUGCACAAGUUUACAAUUUCAGUUAAUGAAGCGAAAAACAAAGAGAAGUUGUCUUAUUUACACUUAAUUCAUGAUUUGAAAGUGAACGAACAUCAAAUUCAUGAUGAUCUCCAAGUUGUGUAUAAAUUUAAAGAUAUUCUCAUCGAUCAUUUACCAAGUACACAAAUUCCGAAUUUCGAACAACAAUUUUCAUCAGUGUUUACACGGACGUUUUUGGAGAGGAAAAGAGAUGAUUUGAGACACUAUCUUUCAAGUGCUAGUCUUUCUUUGUACCCGGAUUAUGAAAACCGGAUUGAACUUUUGAGAACAUUAAAGUACGUUGAUUUACAAAAUAGAGUACAAUUAAAAGGCCGCGUCGCUUGCGAGAUGGGCAUGAACGAAUUGUUAAUUACAGAAUUAGUGUUGAGAAAUAUUUUAACAAAACUUCAACCCGCAGAAGUUGCCGCUUUAUUAUCCGCUUUGGUGUUUUCUCCCAAAAAGGAUAAUAAGGAAGAAGAAACUGUUCAUAUAACAGAUGAUCUAACAAAGGCCAUGAAAGAGAUGCAAAAUAUUCAUCAGGAAAUCGCUAAAUUGGAAAUGAAUCUGGAUAUUAAAACGGAUGAAUUUCAAAACGACUUAAAUUUUGCUCUCAUUGAAAUAGUGUAUGAGUGGGCUUCAGCAAAGCCGUUCGCUGAUAUUAUGUGUUUGACCGACAUUCAAGAAGGUAUUAUUGUGCGGUGUAUUCAACAGUUAAAUGAUACAAUUUGUGAUGUAAGAAAUGCUGCAAGAAUAAUUGGAGAUCCUGAAUUACAAAAUAAAAUGGAAGAAGCUUCAGCUGCCAUUAAACGUGAUAUUGUUUUUGCUGCCAGUUUGUAUACUAAUGAUUUGUAAAGUUUUCUUAAUAAAAAGUUGAA
Tribolium madens (black flour beetle) is the source of this 3874-nucleotide messenger RNA. RefSeq names its product helicase SKI2W (gene tst). The transcript has 10 exons. NCBI's taxonomy places the organism in Eukaryota, Metazoa, Arthropoda, Insecta, Coleoptera, Tenebrionidae. The record is from RefSeq and is a predicted model, not a curated record. Gene Ontology annotation, cellular component: Ski complex. Gene Ontology annotation, biological process: nuclear-transcribed mRNA catabolic process, 3'-5' exonucleolytic nonsense-mediated decay. The coding region runs from base 219 to 3851 and encodes 1210 amino acids. Gene Ontology annotation, molecular function: RNA helicase activity; RNA binding; ATP binding.